GGACUUGCUCAUGGUGUUGCUAAAGAACCUACAAGAAUCAAUUUGGAUGUUCCUAUGCCAGAAAUAUUGAAACAACUAACUGUUCUUCCAGUAGAAUCACCUGUAUUAUUAAGUGGUACUAUUAUUGUUGCAAGAGACAUUGCUCAUGCUAGAAUUAACGACAUUUUAAAAGAAACAGGGGAUGUUCCACAAUAUAUUAAAGAUCAUCCAAUCUAUUAUGCAGGACCUGCUAAACAACCAAAAGGUUAUCCAAGUGGAUCAUUUGGUCCUACUACUUCUGCUCGUAUGGAUCCUUAUGUUGAUGAUUUCCAAGCUCAUGGAGGAAGUCUUGUAAUGAUAGCUAAAGGUAAUAGAAGUGAAAUGUUAACUAAUGCCUGCAAGAAACAUGGUGGAUUUUACCUUGGAGCAAUUGGAGGUGCUGCUGCUUUAUUAGCUGAAAAGAACAUUAAGAGCAUUGAGUGCAUUGCUUUUGAAGACCUUGGAAUGGAGGCUGUAUGGAAAAUUAAAGUCGAAGAUUUAUUGGCUUUUGUUUUAGUUGAUGAUAAAGGUAAUGACUUCUUCAAACAAAUUAAGCCAUUCUGUUCCUCUUGUUCUAAGAAAUGUUGUUGUGAGACAAAAUAA
Molecule: messenger RNA, 621 nt
Organism: Entamoeba histolytica HM-1:IMSS
Lineage: Eukaryota; Evosea; Mastigamoebida; Endamoebidae
Product: fumarate hydratase class I, anaerobic, putative
Exons: 1
Molecular function (GO): hydro-lyase activity
Source: RefSeq, a predicted model, not a curated record